Prosopis cineraria is the source of this 2607-nucleotide messenger RNA. RefSeq names its product CO(2)-response secreted protease-like. Gene Ontology annotation, molecular function: serine-type endopeptidase activity. The transcript has 11 exons. NCBI's taxonomy places the organism in Eukaryota, Viridiplantae, Streptophyta, Magnoliopsida, Fabales, Fabaceae. Bases 127 to 2448 code for a protein of 773 amino acids. Gene Ontology annotation, biological process: proteolysis. The record is from RefSeq and is a predicted model, not a curated record.
GUUAUACACAACACUGAUACUCUGUCGCUUGGCCUUUAUAAUGGAAGCUUGACGAUUGCAUGAGAGAAGCAUUUUCUUCAUUCAGUUGCAGAGAAUCAAUCACUUAUCUCAUCUUCUUCUUCUUCAAUGGCUUCGGUUCUACGAUUCUUCCUCUAUAUCGUCUCCCUAGUUGCUCUAGUAAUUUUCGCCGCCACGGAAACUACUUCAGAUCAGAUUCCCAAGUCUUAUGUUGUUUAUUUGGGAAAAUCGGCAUGGAACAGAGACGGAGCAGAUUCAGAUCAUGCGCAGCUCUUGUCUUCCAUUAUUCCAAGAAAAGAGAGUGACAGAAUUGCUCUGAUCCACCAUUACAAUCAUGCUUUCAGUGGCUUCUCUGCCAUGCUCAAACAGAGUGAAGCUUCUGCAUUGUCUGGUCUAGAAGGCGUGGUAUCGGUGUUCCCAGAUCCAGUUCUUCACCUCCACACCACCCGAUCUUGGGAUUUCUUGGAGUCAGUGUCCCCCGUCCAUCAACGUGUCGAUCCCACAUGCCAACACGUGUCCUGUGAUGACGUUAUCGUUGGAGUCAUAGACACAGGGAUUUGGCCUGAGUCUCCAAGUUUCAACGAUGAAGAUAUCGGGAAGAUUCCCUCGAGAUGGAAAGGAACUUGCAUGGAGGGUCAUGAUUUCAUGAAAUCCAGCUGCAACAGGAAACUGAUAGGAGCAAGAUAUUAUGAUCUAGAAAUUACACUGGAUGGUAACAAGACUCACCACCUAAAAGGCAGAGGGUCCCCUAGAGACUCUGUUGGUCAUGGCACUCACACUGCAUCAACAGCAGCAGGCAGCAGCGUUGAAAAUGCUAAUUAUUAUGGCUUAGCAAAGGGAACUGCAAGAGGGGGCUCGCCUUCUACCAGGAUUGCUGCCUACAAGGCAUGCUCAGAAGAUGGCUGCCUUGGCUCCACCAUUCUGAAGGCUAUUGAUGAUGCUAUAAAAGAUGGAGUGGACAUAAUCUCCAUCUCCAUUGGGCUCAGCUCACUCUUUCAAUCAGACUUUUUGAAUGAUCCCAUAGCCAUUGGAGCAUUUCAUGCUGAAGAAAUGGGGGUCAUGGUGGUGUGCUCUGCAGGGAAUGAUGGCCCUGAUUCUUACUCUGUUGUCAAUACAGCUCCAUGGGUAUUCACUGUUGCGGCUUCUAAUAUUGACAGGACCUUCCAGUCAGCUAUUGUCCUUGGGAAUGGGAAAACUUUCCAAGGUUCCGGCGUCCACUUUUCAAACCUAACUCGUUCAGAGAUGUAUCCUCUUGUCUUCGGAAAGGACAUUGCUGCCAAAUUUACCCCUGUAUCAGAAGCAAGGAAUUGUUUUCCUCGAUCAGUAGAUUACACAAAAGUUGCUGGCAGCAUUGUUGUUUGUGUUGCUGAUGAUCCAACUGUUUCAAGGCGAAUCAAGAAGCUAGUUUUACAAGAUGCAAAGGCCAUGGGGUUGAUACUUAUUGAUGAGGACAAGAAAGAUGUUCCUUAUGACGCAGGUGUCUUCCCCUUUACAGAAGUUGGUAAUCUUGAAGGGUAUCAGAUCCUUGAGUACAUAAACUCUACCAAGAAUCCAACUGCAACAAUCCUUCCAACAACAGAAGCUCCAAGAUAUAGACCUUCACCAGUUGUUGCAUCUUUCUCAUCUAGAGGUCCUUCAAGCCUAACAGAAAACAUUCUGAAGCCUGAUAUUAUGGCUCCAGGAAUUGGAAUUCUAGCUGCAGUGGUUCCCCAAAAUUCUGAACCAGGAAGUGUUCCAGUUGGGAAGAAACCGUCCCUAUAUAGCAUAAAAUCUGGUACAUCUAUGGCUUGCCCCCACGUGACAGGUGCUGCAGCACUGAUAAAAUCAGUUCAUCAUAGUUGGAGUCCUUCAAUGAUAAAAUCAGCUCUAAUGACAACAGCAACAAUUUACAACAACAUGAGGAAGCCUUUAACCAAUAGCUCAAGCUACAUUGCCAAUCCACAUGAAAUGGGAGUUGGAGAAGUUAACCCACUUAGGGCUCUCGACCCUGGUUUGGUCUUUGAAACAAAUUUGAGAGACUAUGUCCAAUUCCUUUGUUAUUAUGGUUAUUCACAGAAAAACAUAAGGUCUAUGUCAAAGACAAACUUCGGCUGUCCAGAAAAGUCCAGCGAAGGCCUUAUCUCCAAUAUCAAUUACCCAUCAAUCUCCAUAAGAACUCUGAGUAGGCAUCAGAAAGCACAAGUAAUAAGAAGAACAGUCACCAAUGUGGGUCCCCCUAACGCCACAUAUAUCGCAAAGGUGCAUGCACCUGAGGGAUUGGCUGUCAAGGUUGUCCCCAACAAACUUAUUUUUGCUGAAGGUGUAAAGAUGAUGUCCUAUAAAGUCUCAUUCAAUGGGAAGGCAGCUCGUGGUGGCUACCAUUUUGGCUCUAUAAGAUGGCUUGAUGGUCAACAUCAUGUCCACACAGUUUUUGCAGUCAAUGUUAAAUAAUUUGAUAUUAUAAAGGUUCAGCAGAUUAUAAGGCAUCAAAACCCACACAAACAAGCGCACACACUGAUAUAGAUAAACAGAAUACAAAGAAAAUCAUAUAUGACUGUGUUCAUUAUUUUCUACUUUAAUUUAUGAGUGGGAAUAGCCUUAUUUUAUUCA